AUGAAGGGCUGUACCCCGAACGCCGAAGUACGUAAAGCUCAACAUAAUUUGACCCUGACCAAAGAAGAGACCCUCGUACGACAUAUCCUUGACCUGGAUUCGCGAGGAUUCCCGCCCCGGAUCAACGACGUACGAGAUAUGGCCGACCUUCUCUGCAAGACGCGUUAUGCGAAGCCUGUUGGCAAGCAGUGGCCAUACAACUUUGUACAACACCGCCCUGAGCUCAAGACGCGUUUUUCGCAUGCGUACGACUUCCAGAGAGCCCUUUGUGAAGAUCCCGACCAGAUAAACGCGUGGUUCCGGCUAGUGAUCAAUAUGCGUACGAAGUAUAGCAUCCAAGAUUGUGACUUCUACAACUUUGAUGAGACAGGCUUUAUAAUGGGAGUCAUCUGCGGCAAUAUGGUAGUCACCUGCGCAGAUCGAUCUGGUUGA
Molecule: messenger RNA, 432 nt
Organism: Endocarpon pusillum Z07020
Lineage: Eukaryota; Fungi; Ascomycota; Eurotiomycetes; Verrucariales; Verrucariaceae
Exons: 1
Coding region: 1-432 (143 amino acids)
Source: RefSeq, a predicted model, not a curated record